GCAGCUACCUUAAAUAUGCGUGCGUGAGAUGGCUGCUUGUUUUCAGAACGGUCGCUUUCAGUUGUGAUUUUAUAUUAUCUGCGCUUGGUUGACACCGUCCUUCUCGCCAUGGCUUAUAACGCGGACAGUGAGGUUAGCUUGAUAGCAGCUGCUACGCAGUUCCUCAUGUCUUCUUUGUGGUCGCGAGCAGUGCUCCUUGUACUUGUUAGUUGCCUGAUCGUCAACGAGAUAAAAUACCAUCAAAGAACUCCUGCCAAUGUCCUCCCAGUCCGCUUCCCCGCGGUAUAUCUCCCGCUCAUCUCAUCCUGGAUCGCGGCCGCUCGCUUUAUGAGAGAUCCGUCCGGGUCGCUUCGUGAGGCCAUGGCCCAGUCGAAAAACGGACUGCUACGCAUUGCAACCCUCCAGGGUGAAUUCAUUCUCGUGACGGACCGGCACAAGGUCGCCGAGUAUCUCAGAGCUCCAGACACUGUCCUGAAUGCCCAGGAUGGAUCCAAUGACCAACAGCAGAUACCUUUUACCAUGGGAUAUGGAGUUGGCCACCGGACCUACCACACUGCCGUUGUUCGCGGGCCUGUCACGCAGAAAAUCGUCCCCAACACUCCAAUGAUGCUUGACGAGGCGUCAAGGGCCUUUGAUGACCUGAUUGGCGCCCCUGAUGAGGAGACGCCGAUUCCGCUCUACGGGGUGAUUGCCAUGACAGUUGCACGGAUAGCGAACCGGAUAUAUGUCGGAACCGAACUGUGCCGGAACCAGGAGUUUCUGCGAAAUGCCACCGACUAUGCUGAAGCCGUAGUUUUAUCCGCCGAGAUCCUGCGCAUCUUCCCGGAAUGGAUGAAGAGAUUCGUAGUGCAGAUCCUCCCCGUGACGUUCUAUCGUCGGCAGGGUCGUCGGUGGUUGGGGCCACUCAUCCAGGAUCGUCUCGACGGCAAAAAGGCGGAUGACUUGAUCCAGUGGCUCAUUGACGCCGCCCCGCCCAUUGAGAGGACUGUUCCUCAGUUGGCAGAGCGUAUCAUGGCCCUGAACGUGGCCUCGAUCCACACUACCACCAUGACAUUCACCGCUGCCUUAUACACCCUGGCUGCUGAACCGACCAAGUAUGUUUCAGCGCUCCGCGAAGAAGUGAUGGCGAACCUCGAGGAGGGCAAGAUCACAGCAUCAACACUCAGCAAGCUCCCCAAAAUGGAGAGUUUUCUCCGCGAAUCCGGUAGAAUCAAUACUCUGGGACUGAUGGCCAUGCAACGCAACGCCCGCAGGGAAUUCAGAUUCUCUGACGGAACUGUCAUUCCCCCAGGCGCGAAGCUCGGAUCACCCAGUCUCUUCCUCCACCGCGACCCUGCUGUCCACGAGAACCCGGAGGCCUUUGACUGGUUGCGGUUCUACCAUCCACCACCCCAAGCACAAGAUGACGGCACACCAACCGAGACUGUCCAAGCCAAACCAAAGACCAUGCUGAACACUGAUACCAACUUCCAUCUCUUUGGGCACGGCAGACACCCGUGUCCCGGGCGGUAUCUGGCCGUACAUGAAAUGAAACUCAUGUUCGCUCUGCUACUACUACGGUAUAAUAUUCAACUCGUGCCGGGAACUGCGCCGCAGCCGUUCUUCAUCGGAACAAUGCCGAUACCAGACACGAAGCUGGAGGUCCUUUUCACGACUAGGAGGUGA
Aspergillus versicolor CBS 583.65 is the source of this 1665-nucleotide messenger RNA. RefSeq names its product cytochrome P450. Gene Ontology annotation, molecular function: oxidoreductase activity, acting on paired donors, with incorporation or reduction of molecular oxygen; iron ion binding; monooxygenase activity. Lineage: Eukaryota; Fungi; Ascomycota; Eurotiomycetes; Eurotiales; Aspergillaceae. The record is from RefSeq and is a predicted model, not a curated record. The transcript has 9 exons. The coding region runs from base 109 to 1665 and encodes 518 amino acids.